AUGGCCCCUUCUUACCCUUUCUCUCGCAAUCACCCAUCAUCCUCUUCCUCCUCAUCUUCAUCGCAGCAAAAUGGCAAUGCUACCCCCACUCAACGCAAUAUCAAUCAGCAAGCAAGUAGAGUCAUAUCCGCCACCGGUAUACAGAACUCACCAGCAGCUCAUGCACAUAACCAACUAAAUGUCGCUUCACCAUCAAAUUUGCGAUCUCGUGUGGUCUCACCUAGGUAUUCCAAUACAAUCACUCAGGCUAAUGUCGAUACCUUCCGAUCUGAGAAUGACAAUUACCCUUCUCCUACUAAUAGUUUCAAAAGGGGCAAAUCAAAGAACAAGGGAGGAUGGAUAGAAUUAAGUGGGAAUGGGACUCCUUCACCAACUAAACCUAAGGAGAUUGAUGGUUUGCCUGUACCGAAAUACGAUUCGAGAGGAUAUCCUACUAAAGAUAGGGAUUGGAACGAUGAAACUUACUAUGAUGGUGGGAAAGGAAAAGGCAAAGGGCUGGGUCUAAGAUCAUCCCACUCGAAUGAUAGUUUAUCUUCUGAAGUUUCGUCAACGGGUGCAGGAGUCAAUGAAGAAACUUCAAAUUUCCUCAACACAGGACACAAACCUCAAAAUUCGUACUAUAUGCCCCAGUACUCUUCAUCUUCUUCUGCGUCAGCUUCAGCAAGCGGAUCUUCGACUGGUCCAUCGCCAGUAUCCCUCUAUCCACCGAAUUUAGAUUAUUCCCUUUCGUCCCCAUCAUAUUUGCCUUAUGACCAACCAACCGGUGUGGUACCCAAAUCCAACCCCUUACCGAGCUUGUACGGCGAGUCGAGAGUAUCCCUCGAUUCUCUAAACAGUGGGGAAAGCUUGACGCAGUUCAGGAAAUAUGAUCAUCUGAGUUACGCGGAAAAUGGAGAUAGGGGUUAUGGAUAUAGUAAUUUUAGUAUAUCUAGUAAGGGAGGUAAGAAGCAUUUGGCGGAUAUGUUCUCCUUACCCGCAGAUCCAUCGACAUGGUCAAAUUUAGGUCCAGAACCAGAUGAUGAUUUCCAUGAUCCCGAUUAUAGACCAGCUAAGAAAAGCCGUUUUCACGCUGCGAUCUUUACUUGGAGAGGGGCUGCGAAUUUAGGCUGUCUGUUUGCUAUGUUAUUGGUAUUGGUCAUCCUCUUUGCUGGCUAUCCGAUAUUAGAUAAUUAUCUGAAUAAACCCAUCAAUUCGCAUGGGGCAUACAAUUUAGGAGGGAUUAACUCUACAGGUCAGAUACCCGAUAUUGGAGCAUUCCAACUGAUAGAUAAAGAUACACCCUCAUCGGCAUAUAGUUGGACAAGUCUGGAAACGGGCGAAGAAUGGGAAUUGGUCUUUUCUGAUGAAUUCAAUAGGGAUGGAAGGAAGUUUUACGGCGGCGAUGACCCUUAUUGGCAAGCUGUCGACCUGCAUUAUUGGCAGACGAAUAAUCUAGAAUGGUAUGAUCCUAGAAUGGUAACUACCAAGGACGGUAAAUUGGAGAUAACCUUGGAUAAAGUCACGACGAACGGUAUGAACUAUACUGGUGGCAUGAUAUCGACAUGGAAUCAAAUGUGUUUCACAGGAGGUUACGUAGAAGUAUCAGUAUCUUUACCCGGAACAAGCAAUGUGUACGGCUUGUGGCCUGCUAUCUGGACGAUGGGUAAUUUGGGUCGAGCGGGUUAUGGUGGAUCAUUAGAUGGGAUGUGGCCUUAUAGUUAUGAUUCCUGCGAUGUCGGAACUUUACCUAAUCAGACGUUAAAUGGUAAACCCGAAUUGACUACUACGGAUGGUGAUCCCAAUUACGAUUACUCGCUAUCUUAUCUCCCAGGUCAGAGAUUAUCGAGCUGUACUUGCCCCGAUGACACCACCCAUCCAGGACCAAAAUUGAGUAAUGGCACUUUCAAAGGUAGAGCUGCACCUGAAAUAGACCUGUUCGAGGCAACAGUCAAUGCUGAAUUACUGGAAGGUGAAGUAUCUCAGUCUGGUCAAUGGGCACCUUUCAAUCCUCAUUACUACUUCCUCAAUUCCUCAACGAAAGAUUAUGAGAUCUAUGACGAUACCGUCACGAAGAUUAAUGAAUAUAUGGGAAGUAUAUACCAACAAGCUACUUCUGGAUUAUCAGUCACCGAUCAAAAUUGCUAUGAGCAAAACACAAACUGUUUCUCUACUUAUGGGUUCGAAUAUGCCCCAGGAGCAGAUGGGUAUAUUACUUGGAUCAACAAUGCCAAGAAAGCAUGGACCAUACGUGGAGCAGCGAUGGGUCCGAAUGAUGAAGCGAUGGUCGGUCAACGGCUAGUAUCGGAAGAACCGAUGUAUCUGAUUAUCAAUCUUGGUAUCUCAGAAAACUUUGGUGCUGUAGACUAUGAUGGAUUGGAGAAGCUUUGGCCCGUAAAGAUGGAAGUCGACUAUAUCAGAGUAUAUCAGGAUCCCAACAAGAGGAACAUUGGAUGCGAUCCUGCUGAUAUGCCUACUGCCAAAUAUAUAUCAAUGUUCCCCGAGAUCUACAAUGACCCGAAUAUUACUGUAAUGGACCAAAUACCGAAUUUCACGAAACCGAAGAAUAGAUUGGUUGAUACGUGCUAA
Molecule: messenger RNA, 2565 nt
Organism: Kwoniella mangroviensis CBS 8507
Lineage: Eukaryota; Fungi; Basidiomycota; Tremellomycetes; Tremellales; Cryptococcaceae
Exons: 19
Coding region: 1-2565 (854 amino acids)
Biological process (GO): (1->6)-beta-D-glucan biosynthetic process; fungal-type cell wall organization
Cellular component (GO): plasma membrane; endoplasmic reticulum membrane
Molecular function (GO): glucosidase activity
Source: RefSeq, a predicted model, not a curated record